UUUAUUUGUAUGAAUGGUAAGUUUCUCCAUUUUAAUGUUGGUUUAAGUGAUGUGUUUUGUACACCUAUAUAAGGGUGAACUUCCAUAAGAAGUUUGUAUCACCAAUAUUUAUACUUUCAUUUGUUUAUUCACAAUUUUGUAUCACUUCAAUUAGAAGUUGAUUUUUCCUUCUAUUGAAUUCUUCUCUCUCACAUUUCAUAUUUCCUCAUUGUUCAUCAAACAUUGAGAUUUUUACUAUUGCUUCUGCAUUACUUUUAUCACUUUCAUUUUCUCAACAAACUUGUCUUUGCUAGAAAAAGUAACACCCUUAAUCAUAAGCCAACAUCACCAAGAGGAAUGGUAUAAUUAUUUUUUUUUUAACAAGAUACGAAUGUUUCAUUAAAGUAAUCUAAAGGAACAAUAAUGUUCAAAGAUACGAACUCUCGAAAGAGUAAAAAGAAAAACAGAAAAAGAAAGAUAAAGAAAUUAACAAGAAGCGAUGAAGGCUCCCCAAUUAGAACAAACCAGAUUAGGAGAGUAAUUUCUAAAUAAAGAUACAGAAAACACCACUCAGAAACCUAGUGGUGAAACCUUAAACUUAGCUAAGCUGAAUCUAAUUGUCAGGGGCCGUUUUCUUCCUUCAAAAGUUCUGAAAUUCCUUUCAAACCACAACUCAUAAAGCACUGCCUUUAUAGCAUUAAGCCAUAAAGAUUCGCUUUAGGAGACAAAGCAAGCCCGAGAGGAAGUUGAAACAAGUAAAUUUGAAACUUUUUAAAUAAUAAUGUAUUUAAAAAAAAACACACACGCACAAAAAAACAUUAUAGAGUAAAACAAUAGAUUUAUCCUUUUAUUUUAUCUAUCUAUUUUCAUUGACCACUCGACCAAGUUGCAAACAGGUUCAGCAUCAACUCGAAAGUUCAUAUUGUUAUUGGCUGAAGCAACAAGUCUACUUGACUUCGAAAGGUAAGGCAGUUUAAUAACAUUACAAUAUGUACAAAUAUGUAUAAAUAUGGCAUACACGUUCUUCUUAGUAGAACAAGGGUGUGGGCUCCAAUUUUUUCUAGUUGACAUAUUCAUCUUAGUGCAUAGUCCAUAAAUUGUUCGACGAAAUGCCUCAGUCACGGAUUAUCCUAAACCAAUGGGGAGAUCCAACGGCUUCCUUCUGGCUUUUCUUCCUAGUUUUGUUCUUCUACAUUUGGUUCAUGCCCAGAGCCAGCAAGGCUUCAUUAGUAUUGAUUGUGGGUCGAAUUCUAGUUACACAGAGCCAAUUACAGGUAUAAACUAUGUUGCUGAUUCUCAAUACGUCAAAAGUGGCUUGGUAAAGAGUAUAUCAUCAGAUGAUAUACCAAAUACUCCCCUGAAACAGCUAUGGAAUCUAAGAAGCUUUCCUGAAGGGAAAAGGAACUGCUAUAGCAUUAAAGUGAAACUUGGCACCAAGUAUCUGAUUCGAGCCAGUUUCUUGUAUUCAAAUUAUGAUGGCCAAAAUGACAUUCCAGAAUUUGAUCUAUACUUUGGACCAAACUUUUGGACCACGGUGACAUUGGAAACUGUACAGAAUAUUUUGGAUGAGGAGAUCAUUCACAUCACAACUUCAAACCAAGUACAGGUUUGCCUUGUCAACACUGAUACUGGGGUACCCUUUAUUUCGGCCUUGGAGUUAAGGCCAUUGCCAAGCACCACUUACCAAACUGUGAGUGGAUCAUUGGCAACCUACUUCCGCUUCGAUAUUGGUGCUCCAAAUGAUACUUACAUACGAUAUCCAGAUGAUAUAUAUGAUCGUAUUUGGACUCCACCAGCUCCAUUGAUCAGAUGGACUCCAUUGAGUACUUCAUCUUUGAUUAAAAACCAAGACAGUGAUGGUUAUAUAGUACCCUCUAAGGUGUUGAGUACUGCCUCCACGGUAAUAAAUGCAAGUGCACCAAUGAAAUUUUUUUGGGAGUAUAAUCAGUCUUACCAAUUCUAUAUAUUCAUGUACUUUGCUGAACUAAUGGUGCUCAAAGCCAACCAAUCUAGGUUGUUCAAAAUCUAUCUAAAUGACAACAUUUGGUUACGCGACGAUGUUGCCACUGCUUAUCUAUCGGAAAACAUUGUUUAUAGCACAAAACCUUUGACUACAAAUGGUACAUAUGACUUCAAAUUUGUCAAGUCCGAAGGUUCAACUCUUCCACCCAUCUUGAAUGCAGUUGAAAUAUUCAAAGUAAUGAACUUUGUAGCAGUUACAACAGACCAAGGAGAUGUUGAUGCCAUUGAAUCCAUUCAAGCAACCUAUGGGGUUACAAAAGAUUGGCAAGGAGAUCCAUGUGUCCCGGAAACAUUAGCUUGGAUGGCUCUCAACUGUAGUUAUGAUGCUUCAAAUCUUCCUAGAAUCACAGGGCUAGACUUAUCGUCGAGCAAAUUGACCGGAGAAAUUUCAGUCAACAUAUCAAAACUAGCAAAGCUAGGAGUUUUAGAUUUGUCAAACAAUAGCUUAAGCGGAGCAGUGCCUGCUUUUCUUGCUGGAAUGCCAUUGUUGAGUGUUAUAAACUUAUCUGGAAACAACCUGUCAGGACAAAUUCCAAAAGAACUUAUUGACAAAAUAAACAAAGGCUCUCUUUCAUUAAGUGUUGAUGGGAAUCCAAAUCUACAAGGGACAACACCAAGUGAAAAGAAGAAGAAUAACAUAGUAGUCCCUAUAGUAGCAGCAGUUGCUGGUGUUAUUAUCAUUGUAGUAUUGAUUUUAGCUUUUGUUUACUUCAUUCGACGGAAAAGAAGUCUUAAAGACCCAACCAUAGUGGAGCCUCGUUCACCACAAAAUUCUCAAGUAGAACUUCAUCCACAUGAGCCGUCACAGACACCAAAUCCAAUACAGACACCAAGUCGACAAUAUUCCUACUCAGACAUCUUAAACAUUACCAAUAAUUUUGGUAGGCUAUUGGGUGAAGGUGGGUUUGGAAAGGUUUAUUAUGGUCGAAUUGGUAGCACUGAAGUGGCUGUAAAGAUGCUAUCUCCAAAAUCAGCUCAAGGGUACCGAGAAUUUCAAGCAGAGGUGGAUCUUCUCUUGAGAGUUCAUCAUAGAAACUUAACUAGUCUUGUUGGAUAUUGCAAUGAAGGAGAGACAAAGAUGGGGCUUGUCUAUGAAUACAUGGGCAAAGGAAACUUGGGAUCAAUUCUUCUAGGUGGUAAAGGACAAGUGUUAAGAUGGGAAGAAAGACUUCAAAUAGCACUAGAUUCAGCACAAGGAUUGGAGUAUCUACAUAAUGGUUGUAGACCACCAAUUGUCCACAGGGAUAUCAAAUCAAGCAACAUUCUAUUGAACGAAUAUUUACAAGCAAAACUUGCUGAUUUUGGUCUCUCAAGAGCUUUUCCUACUGAAGGGGGCGCCACCCAUGUGACAACCAAAGUGGUUGGAACUCCUGGCUACCUCGACCCUGAGUAUUACACGUCGUACAGAUUGACGGAGAAGAGUGAUGUUUAUAGCUUUGGAAUCGUUAUUCUAGAACUCAUCACUGCGAGACCAGUAUUAGUGAAAAGCAGUGAGAAAAGUCACAUAAUUCAGUGGGUUGAUUCCAACCUUAAUCAAGGUGAUAUCUAUUCUAUAGCUGACCCCAAAAUAAAAGAAGAUUGCAACAUUAACUCUGUAUGGAAAGCAGUGGACAUAGGAAUGUCCUGCACUGYCUAUGAUUCUGCAAACAGACCAACAAUGAGUCAAGUUGUAAGUGAACUCAAAGAGUGUCUAAACCUUGAGUUAAAUCAUAGAGGUCACCAAAUUGACUCUGCAACCUCUAUCUCCUCAACAUUCCAUUCUGAGCUUGGUCCUAUGGCAAGAUAGUUCAUGUUGUAUAAAAAAUGCCUUGUAAUGUUUUUCUCUUUGUUAUUAUUAUUUUUAUAUUAUGUUAAAGACAAUUGUAAUUUAGUUUUACGAAUCCUUGAAAUUGCCUUAAUCUAUAUGUACAAUACCACAAAUAGCAUAUUCAAUGAACAUGAAGAUUAAAAAUAUGUUGAAUUUUAAAUCAAAUAUCUCCACAGUGAUAUGAUAUUACAUGUUGUGGGUAGAACUAUCACGACUUUACUUUCUGUUUCACCAAAAAUACUUCACAUCAAUAGAGGAUCUUCAUCUAUAUAACCAUAAUCUUCCCUUUAUUUAGCUAAUGUAGAACUUUGGUUGCAUUCUCAAUAAAAUUUACUUUUAAAAAUUAAAAUUUGUUUAAUAACUAAUUUUUAAAUAACUUUUUUAAUAAUUUGAAAUUGCGCGCUUUAUUUUUGUUCUAAAUUAUGGGGUCAAAGUUUUUGAAUCUGUCCAACGUUGACUUUCGUUUUUAUUUACCUUCUACGCCAUUUCCCAGUAUCCAAUCAAAUGAGUUGUCUUUUCGUACGAAUCGGACAUUUGCCUUUUAAAAAAAAAGUUAAUAAUUAUAAAUUAUAAAUCAUUAAAAAAUUUGGGUUUAGAGUCAAAAUCAUACCAACAUGUCUCUAAGGUUUCAAUAAUGCAUCAUUUUAGCCUCAGUUUGGAAUUAAAAAAAAUAAAAAAACAUGAUUUAAAGCCUAUUCUUUCAGGUUUAAUCCUAACUCAGAUAUCAAAUGGAUAUUUUUCCCUAGAAAUAAUUCAGUAAAAAAUCCCUAUGUUUACUAGAACAUGAUUUAAAGCCUAUCCUUCUAGGUUUAAGCAUAACUCCGAGAUCAAAUGGAUAUUUUUCUCUAGAAAUAAUUCAGUAAAAAAUCCCUAUGUUUACUAGGUCAAUCUGCAUAUCAAAAAGCCUAUCAUUUCAAGUUUAAGAAUAUCAAAUUACAAUGUCAAAACGAGCAUAACUCGACAUUAAUUGACAUAUAUCUCUAACCAAUAAAUUGUGAGUUCGAUUCCCACUCCCACAUGUUGUACUAAAAAUAUAUCUAUAUAUCAAAUUACAUGAAUGUUGGCUUAUUGUUAAGUCUUUGGUUGACAUUCUCACAUUUAGAUUAUUAACAGUCUGUAUGAGCCUUCGUGAGAAGAACUGAUAAGCUAAGAAGAGGAUAUCGUCAUAGUCAAAUGACAACUUGAGGCAAAAAUAUAUUCUGAUCUGAGAAACAUGCCAUUCCUUUAGGUCCCACUUAACCAAAGUUGACCACUUGGUUGAGCAAUAAAUUGUUCGACGAAAUGCCUCAGCGAAUGAGCUCAAGCACUAAAAGAUUCAUAGGGAAGUCCAAACACUUUCAGUUUCUUCUCUUUGUAGCCAGCUUUGUUCUCUGCAAUUGGUUUAUGGCCAGAAUCAACAAUAUUUCGGUUUUAUCAACACUGGAGCAAUAAGGAGCAUACCAUCGACCACUUUUGAGAAACAAGUAUGGAAUGUGUUUGAUAUGUUAAUGUCGUUGUCAAAGAAAGUCCUAUAUCUGAAUCAUUCAACUGAGUCCACAAUUUGCUGAAUGCUUCAACUGGAAAGAUGAAUCCAUCCUGAGUUCAUACUCGUACUCAGAACAAACUCAUAGUCCCAUGAAGACAUUCAAACACUGCUUGUUGGCCCUCUUCGCCACUGUUGCUUUGGUUCACGGCCAGGACCAACGAGGUUUCCUUAACUUGGUACACUUUCAAGCGAUAGUAUAGAUAUUAUAAACACUCAU
Momordica charantia (bitter melon) is the source of this 5550-nucleotide messenger RNA. RefSeq names its product putative LRR receptor-like serine/threonine-protein kinase At1g51810. Gene Ontology annotation, biological process: protein phosphorylation. The record is from RefSeq and is a predicted model, not a curated record. Gene Ontology annotation, molecular function: ATP binding; protein kinase activity; protein binding. Lineage: Eukaryota; Viridiplantae; Streptophyta; Magnoliopsida; Cucurbitales; Cucurbitaceae.